AUGCUCGUCGAACCAGUAUUAAAUUCUAUGAGUUUGAAGGGGCUGGCGAUUGAUUUGGUUGCGGUGCUAGGUGUCUUGACAGUCGCCUUCGCGCUAUACAACCGACUCGUUCAUCCGCUCCGUCGAAUUCCUGGCCCUUUCCUCGCCUCUCUCACACCCUGGGUCCAGCUCUACCACGGUCUAAAAGGUGAUCGACACCUGUGGCUACAUGAUUUACACAAGAAGUACGGAACGCAUGUGCGUGUUGCGCCAAAUUUCGUCUCGGUGAAUAGCGAUCGUGGUCUGCAUGAUAUCUACGGUCAUGGCAAGCGAAUUCAGAAAGCCGAUUUCUACAAUGCGUUCCCGGCCAUUAAGGGUGUGUAUAACACGCAUAACGCCAUUGAUAAGACCAUGCACGGACGUAAGAGACGUGUACUCAGCCAAGCAUUUUCGGAAGCGGCCUUGAAGGGCAUGGAGGAUGUGAUGCUGCUGCAUGUGCGACAGCUUUGUGCCUCUCUGGCGGGUUACACCGCGAAUGAGAAUAGCCCGCCCGACUCCAAGGGUGUGGUGCGGAACAUGGGAGAUUGGUUCAGCUACCUCUCGUAUGAUGUGAUGGGAGAGCUGUGUUUCGGAAAAAGCUUCGAUAUGCUCAUUGCCGACGGAAAGAGACAUAUGAUCGGCUUGGUGGAUCGAGCCGCGAACCGGCACUAUGUGUGUGGUCUCUGGAUGCCUCUUGAUCGCUGGCAUCUCGACCAAAUCUUCAUCCGACAACUCACACAAGACCGAUGGAACUUCAUCAUGAAUUCCCGCGUGGAAGCGAACAAGCGAGCACAGGAACGAGCCUUAGCCGGCCGUGAAGCGAAAAAGGAUUUCUUCUACUACCUGCUCAACGCCAAAGACCCCGAAACAGGCAAAGGACUCACAACACCAGAGCUCUGGGGUGAAGCAAAUGUGCUCAUGAUCGCGGGCAGUGACACGACUUCCACAACACUCGCAGCCACCCUCUUCCACCUUGUCCGGUCGCCAGCAGCACGAGCCAAACUAAGCAAGGAAAUUCGUGACGCAUUUACAAACGUCGAAGAGAUCAUCAGUGGUUCAAGACUUAACGAGCUGGUAUACCUGAAAGCAUGUAUCGACGAAGCACUUCGACUUGCGCCUGCUGUACCUGGUGCUAUUCCUCGCCAGGUAAUGGAAGGCGGCGCAAUGGUUGACGGAGUCUUCCUACCUGCUGGAACGGACUGCGGUACACCUGUUUACUCCAUCCACAGACAGGAGCAGUACUACCGCUCCGCAGAAAAGUUUGUGCCCGAGCGCUGGAUUGAGGGCGCGACGUGCUCUGUAUCUGGUGCCGAAUGGACGACUACCAAGGAGGACAUUGAGGUCGCUCGUCGGGCAUUCUGCCCGUUUAGUAUCGGACCUCGUGGGUGUAUUGGAAAGAGCAUGGCUUUCAUGGAGAUGCGCCUUACAUUGGCGAGGCUGGUUUUCUUAUUUGAUAUGACAUUGGCUGAUCGCGUUGGCGAGGACGCAGGCGGCCAUUUGGCGCUCGUAGACCACUUUACCAGUGCGAAGAACGGGCCAAAUGUGGAGUUUCAAAAAGUGAUUUCAGCAUAG
Molecule: messenger RNA, 1590 nt
Organism: Penicillium pulvis
Lineage: Eukaryota; Fungi; Ascomycota; Eurotiomycetes; Eurotiales; Aspergillaceae
Product: cytochrome P450
Exons: 3
Coding region: 1-1590 (529 amino acids)
Molecular function (GO): heme binding; monooxygenase activity; oxidoreductase activity, acting on paired donors, with incorporation or reduction of molecular oxygen
Source: RefSeq, a predicted model, not a curated record